Messenger RNA from Hordeum vulgare subsp. vulgare (domesticated barley), 1318 nucleotides. RefSeq names its product FCS-Like Zinc finger 6-like. NCBI's taxonomy places the organism in Eukaryota, Viridiplantae, Streptophyta, Magnoliopsida, Poales, Poaceae. The transcript has 2 exons. The record is from RefSeq and is a predicted model, not a curated record. Bases 374 to 961 code for a protein of 195 amino acids.
CCGAGAGCGAAGAUGCGCCUUCACACUGACAGCGGAGGAGAGGAGGAGGAGAAAGACGGCUGAUGCCUGAUGCUACAGAACGAGUGGCGAAGGGCAGCAAGCAUCCAGCAAAAGCAGAGCCUCCGCCGCCGUCUCCUCUCCUUGUGUGCCGCGAGCUCCGUGUGCGCGUAGCCGGACCGGACGCCCCCGGAACAAAGCGAAGCCGGAAAGGUUCCAUUCGCGAUUGUUAAUAAACCCGGAGAGAGAAACGCCGAUGCCCAGCGCCCAUCAAGUCCGAAUCGCAUCCCUCGAAAAAAGAAAGAUGCAAUGAAGUCGGAAUCGCAUCACUGACGAGGAGGGAGGAGGAGGAAAAGUAUCCCCCCCGCAGAUUCCGAUGGACGGCCCAGAUCCCCCGAUCCCCUCCCCACCCCGCCGCCCCUCCUUAACUACCCCCCGCCCUCCCUCGCCACCACUCGCCAUCUCCCACUCCCUCUCGCCUCCGCCCUCCCUCCCCGACUCCGUCCGUCCGUCCGGCCGGUGCAACCUAGGCGAGGGAGAGGGGGAGAUGACGACGCUGGGGAAGCGGCACAGGAACAGCAGCUCGAUGCGGCGGACCACGAGCAUGUCGGGCUUCGCGGUGCCGCCGGAGGAGGAGGAGGCGGGACGCCAGCCGCCGACGCGGGCGGCGAGGGGCGCCUCGGCGGCGCCGGCGCAGACGGAGUGGGGCGCCUCCCAGCGGCGCCACUCGGGGGACUUCAACGCCGUCGUGGAGACGGCCGCCUUCCUCAAGGCCUGCGGCCUCUGCUGCCGCCGCCUCGGCCCCGGCCGCGACACCUUCAUAUACAUGGGCGAGGUGGCCUUCUGCAGCCUGGAAUGCAGGCAGCAGCAGAUGAACCUGGACGAGCUCAAGGACAAGAAAUGCUUCCCGGCGACCGGCAGCGGCGGCUCGGACGGCGCCAGCGGCACCGUGGCCGCCGCCUAGCAUCGACGCAGCAAAAGAACAGAAAAUCGUUGGCGCCCUCUAGGGAACCAAACCCGUUAAUUAGUUUCUGUCAGCAUAUGUGCAUGAUAUAUAUAUAUCCUAUAUAUGUCGUGUUAUUGUGUAUAUUGCUGGUUCGGGUUGUGAGCCAGGAUUAAUGGAAGGGGAUGUAGAGAUUGGAAUUGGGACUAGGUGAGGUGAAAGCUUGCAAGUGGCUUCGGCGCACCUGUUCUCAGGUGUGCUGAGCAGAUCGGGGGAUAUUUUGUAUCCUGGUGCAGAAUUAGGUCAUGCGAUUUGGGGCUGCUACUGUUAAAUUUUUGCAUAUGAAUCAAGAACUUAAGCUCUCCAAGUUGUCUGAAA